Messenger RNA from Mitosporidium daphniae, 267 nucleotides. RefSeq lists its product as uncharacterized. Bases 1 to 267 code for a protein of 88 amino acids. NCBI's taxonomy places the organism in Eukaryota, Fungi, Microsporidia. The transcript has 2 exons. The record is from RefSeq and is a predicted model, not a curated record.
AUGGCGCUACAAGUAGCUUCAAACUAUUCGUCAGUUAUAUCAAUCCCACUAGUAAAGCGCAAAUUGGCCCGAUUCCCUGAUUCUGUCCAUGCUCAGUUUAAAAUUUAUGUCGAUCUCGCCAAACAGCCAGAGGCGUUUACUUGGAUGAUGCGCAAGUAUCUUUUCGUGCAACACACGGGGGCAUGUGAAGAUGCCAUCGCAAUUAUGACAAGAAAUUUGUACACCUUGUUUUGCAUCGAAUUUCAAGGCUAUACAGAUCAAGAAUGA